AAGGCCUCGAGCAUCGACGGCAGAUGUGGGCGUCGCUGGCCUGACCCUCUUCCUCGCAUUGCAUGCCCAACCAGGCAAGUUUCCGUGGGGCAAUGUGCCGUUGACUCAGGUGGGGGAAGACAUUGACGAAGCUACAGCGAACAGACACGGUGUUCCCUCCACCGCUGGAUCCGGACGUUUUCGGCAGUAAUUGACCAGCAAACGAAGGCGUACGUUUCCAAUUCGAGGCCAGAUUGCUGAAAUCGGUUCAUCGUCGUGGGUGCCUGGGAUAUAGAGACACUUCUCUUAUCAACUGUCAAGGGAUAGUGGAUUACUUGUGUUUCAGGGGGUACAACAGGGGGAGAUACACGUCCACAAGCACCUCGACAAGGCUAAAUAUACGGAUACGACGGUCGCUUGCUUGCUCUCUCGCUGCCCGAGUCCGACACCACCGACACAGACCCUAGCUUCGGCUACAGUGCUCCGCUCACGAAUCCCACAUAGGAGUAUAUAACCCUUGCCUUUUGUCUCAGGGGUCGAAACUGUGAGGCUCAAGACAAGAACCAGCAAAGGUGGCCUCUGGAAAUUUUUAAGUUAACAAGGCGGAGUGGUAGGACUGGGAGACACACCAGGCUACUUGCGAAAAACUGUUGGAAGGGAAAAAAAAAACGAACCCAUAUCAACUCUCAUCCGCGCCUGUUCGUGAUAUCAAGAUGGCGUCGACGACAUCUCAGAAGUCGAACGACCGGGAUCCGACAUUCCGCAACUACGAUUCCUCGUCCGCAGCCAGAUACCUCCAAAAUCGCCCCAGAUACCCUGACACGCUGAUUGAUCUGAUCGUCUCAAAGCACACCUCUUCAGGUGGGGAGCUGGACCUGGUGGUCGACGUUGGCUGUGGACCGGGCAUUGCGACCCUCUCCCUGGCGCCGCACUUUCAACAUGCCAUCGGGGCAGAUCCCGGUCAGAACAUGAUCGAGACGGCAAAGACCGUCCCGUCUACGACGAAAUCGGGCGAGCCUAUCAAGUACGAGGUCUGCUCGGCCGAAGCGUUGAGCACAUUAUCUGCACUCAAAGAGCUUUCAGACACUGGUCUAGAGUGUGUGGAUCUCAUCACAGCCGCAACCGCGGCGCAUUGGUUUGACAUGCCUCGCUUCUGGGGGGAGGCGGCCAAGAUCCUCAAACCCGGCGGCAGUGUCAUCAUCUGGUGCUACGGAGGCCACCGGUGCGACCCGAACAGCACGCCCAAUGCGGAGAAGCUCCAGGACUGGUUCAAAACCUUUGAAGAGGAGGUGAUCAGCCCUUACGAGCUGCCCGGAAACCGACUGGCGCGGGAGUUGUACGUCAACCUGGGGUUGCCGUGGGAAUGCCUCGAACGGAUCGACGACCCGGCGGAUCAGGGACUGAAGACCCUGCUGAAGGAGUUUGAUGAGGAACGGUUCGAGAGGAUCGAGUCGAGCCGCGAAGGCCGCAUCUCCGAGGGGGUGGCUUUCUCGGAAUUUCGCAGGUUGGACUUUGCAAGAAUCAAAGCCUUGCUGGGUACCGCCAGUCCCAUCACCCGGUGGAGAGAGGCCAACAAAGAAAAAGUGGCGAAGGGCGAAGUGGAGGAUGUCCUGGACUUGAUGGUUCGAAGGACCAAGGAGAUCAUCGAGGAGGUGCCAGAGGGGAAAGGCAGGGACUUUGUCGAGAGCGGAAGCGGGAUGGUCAUAUUGGUUGUGAAGAAGAGGAAGUAGAGAUGGUGGGAGGAAGGGGGGGUUUCUUUGGGGACCGGGGAAAUGAUAGAGGUAUUUUCUAGUGCGUAAGAAUUUCUGGUUCGAGGAUUUUAGGUAGAGAAGAAGACAUCGUAGUCCUUUCAGGGGG
This is a messenger RNA of Cladophialophora immunda, 1836 nucleotides long. RefSeq lists its product as uncharacterized. The transcript is spliced from 2 exons. Gene Ontology annotation, molecular function: S-adenosylmethionine-dependent methyltransferase activity. Bases 693 to 1709 code for a protein of 338 amino acids. The record is from RefSeq and is a predicted model, not a curated record. Lineage: Eukaryota; Fungi; Ascomycota; Eurotiomycetes; Chaetothyriales; Herpotrichiellaceae.